Molecule: messenger RNA, 444 nt
Organism: Fomitiporia mediterranea MF3/22
Lineage: Eukaryota; Fungi; Basidiomycota; Agaricomycetes; Hymenochaetales; Hymenochaetaceae
Exons: 4
Coding region: 1-396 (131 amino acids)
Source: RefSeq, a predicted model, not a curated record
AUGCCAUCAAUAGUCUCUCCAAGCUUGAUCAGCGCAAGGAUACGCUCGCUUCUUCAAUUCAAGUCGUUAUUUCGAGUCAGUGAUUUCGAGCUCGUGGGAGCACCUCAGACGGCUACCCGCGUUAGAUUCGGCCCCUAUGUGCUCCGCCUGAUCAAAAGACAUAAUCUUAUACAGCACAGUGUGAGCGUCAAGUCCGGUCUUGUUGAGACGACUUUUACCGGCGGAGCACCAUCAUUCCACGACUUCAUCGGUGUGGCAUGUUUUAGUGACGCCCCGCAGAUUCAUCCUACUGUUUCCGCAUUUGUGAACAUCUUCGGACGCAAUCUCUUGUCGACCGUAUGCGUAGAUUAUAGACUCCAUGGCAUAAUGACAAGGGAACGGCGCAUAAUUCCGUAGUCCUUACUUCCUUUUCUGAAAAUAGAUUGCUGUUAAGCUCAUCUAAAC